AUGGCAAACAACCAGCAGCAAUCUGCUGUCGCCCAGAAAGCAAACUUUACCGACUUAUACAACCAGCAAGACCCGCGUGGUUAUCUUACAACCUUAGCGCCCUUGCAAUACACAAUCCCACAGCAAGGCAUCAGUGGAGCUCUGCUCCGACACUAUGUCGACAUAGAGACUUGGACCGGUCAUUACACGGGCUCGAAGCUCGAUCCUAAGCAGCAGGCUCUGGCAGACAGGGGGUUCUUUGCGAGUCGAGAACGAUCUCCCAAGCCCGUGGUGUUAGGGAUUGACAAGGCAGACCAUGCUGUUCGCUACGCCUUGGACGCCGGCUUGAUCGACGCUGGUUGA
Fusarium odoratissimum NRRL 54006 is the source of this 342-nucleotide messenger RNA. RefSeq lists its product as uncharacterized. The transcript is spliced from 2 exons. The coding region runs from base 1 to 342 and encodes 113 amino acids. The record is from RefSeq and is a predicted model, not a curated record. Lineage: Eukaryota; Fungi; Ascomycota; Sordariomycetes; Hypocreales; Nectriaceae.